AAAUAUAAGCUGAUAGGCAUUAUUUAAUAAAUUGUGUAUUAAAGAUUACUGAUAUAAUCUGACAAAUGUUUCAAUAAUUAUGCAAACAAAGAAAAAACAGAAUAUAACUGUUUUUGUGUGGUAAUUAAUUUUUAAGUAGUUUUUCACUAUAAUUCAAUAUAUCUACACACACAUUAAACAUUUACUGAUUACUGUCAGUAAAUUCCCUAAUUUACUUUAAUGUAUAUUCGCCAUGUUGGGUAUAAUUUAGGAGUUAACCAGAUUAGAAUAAAAGAAAACGGUUUUUUGUUUGUUAGUUGGUGCAAAAUUGGAUUUUAAACAUGAAUUUAUUUAGUGAUGUUUUAAAAAACGAAAAUGGUGGUGUGUUUUUCCAGUAUUUCGCUAGUCUUAGUGCUUUGUUGGCCAUUGUAUCCAGCGGUCUUCACUACGGAUGGCCUUCCCCCGCCUUGACGAAACUGCUUGAUCCCAACUCUGAAAUACCUAUAACAGACGAUGAAGGUUUCUGGCUAGCAACGAUGCCUUUAUUCGGUGCUUUUUUAGGCUCUUUGACAGCACCUGUACUAGUAGACAAUAUAGGAAGGAGGAAAACGAUAUUAAUGACUUCGUUUCCUUAUUUGGUAUCGUGGAUACUGAUUUUUUUCGCUAAAAGUGUUCCGAUUUUGUAUAUUGGGCGAUUUACAGGUGGUAUUUCAGAUGGGUGGGGAUUUUCGUCUGUGCCUAUAUAUAUAGGAGAAAUAUCCCAGGCUAAAAUUAGAGGAUUGCUUGCAUCUGGAGCAUCUGUGACGUUUAUAUUUGGGGUUCUGCUAAUUAACAUCAUCGGAUCGUAUCUGUCAGUGAAAAUGACAGCUCUAGUGGCUUGUGUGUUGCCAAUUGCUUUGCUACUCACUUUUUUUUGGAUGCCGGAAUCGCCGUAUUUUCUCAUCAUGAAAAAUCGUCACGAAGAUGCCAAAAAAAGCCUUCAAACCUUCAUUGGUCCAAAACUAGCCUCCACGGAACUGACCAGAAUAGACGAAGCCGUUAAAGAAGAUCUAUCCCAUCAAACGAAGAGUAAUCCACUACACUUGUUCACUGUAAGACGAAACUACAGGGCAGUACUGGUUAUGAUGCUGGUCAGAGGGGCUCAGCAGUUUAGCGGAGCUUCAGCUAUCGUGUUCUAUGCUCAAAAUAUUUUCGACGAAGCUGGUAGUAAUAUAUCAGCUCACCUAGCUGCUAUUAUGUAUUUUUCUAUACAGGUUGUAUGCACUGUCAUAGGAGCUCCAUUGGUUGAUAAAUUAGGAAGGAGACCUUUACUGUUAGUGUCUGGAGUUGGAGCGUCUUUAGCUUUAUUGGUGGAAGGAAUAUAUUUCUAUAUAAAAUCAUCCACAAGUAUAGAUAUUAGUAAUUUCACUCUAGUACCAAUUGUAGCUCUUAUUCUUUAUAUAAUAAUUUUUAGUUUUGGCUUACAGAACGUUCCUAUAAUCAUUAUGAGCGAGAUUUUCAAUCAGGACAUUAAAGCUGUGGCCAUGUGCUUCUCCGAUAUGUAUUUCGCGGCUGCUGCUACGGCUACAACGAAAUUUUUUCAAAUUACUAGAGAUCGGUACGGUAUGUUUUUACCGUUUCUUUGUUUUUCGAUAUUUUGUGGAGUAUCUACAGUGUUUAUCUAUUAUUUUGUACCAGAGACUAACGGUAAAACUUUGGAAGAAAUUCAGGUCUAUUUCAAAGGUAAGGAUGCGAAGAAGAAGGAGAAUUGUACAGACAAUAAUGUGGCUGUUUAGGAUUUCAAGUUUUGAGGCAAGAAUUUAAAAAACUGGAAUUUAGAUUCUUGAUUGUUUCGGCCUUUACUUGAUGAAAAUUCAUAUUGUUAAAAUGAGAAAACCCAAACUUGGUAGAUUUUCGCAAACACAUUUGGUUAAAAAAUUAAAAUUAAAAAUUUCUCAUCGAAGUACAACAACUUCUUCUUCAAAUGUUAGAAAUGGUCGAAACAAUCGUUAUGAGUAAUUUUUAAUUUAAAUUUUUUAAAUAAACAUGUUUGUGAAAAUCUGCCAAGUGUAAUUUUUCUCAUUUUAGAAUCUAAGAUGUUUUUUUAACAUUGACAGUAUUAUUUCAUUGUUGGUACCCAGAUAGCACAAAUACGUCUUAUGGACGUUCUAAAAACGUCCUGCUUGGACAUUCAGGACAUCCUUAAAACGUCCAUUUCACGGCCGUAGACGUCUUAUGGACGUAUUUUGAACGCCCGUUGUUAAUAAUCAGGAUGUCUUAAGAACGUCCAUUUAAGGACAUUCCAUGGACUUUUUCAAAAGCUCAAAUGGGGAAUAAUAGGAUGUAAGGAAAUUAGUGAAAAUAAUGAAUAAUUUCAAAAAAAUUUAUUUGGAAGCAAAUAACCUAUAAAUAGUGAAAUUAUUAAAACUUUUUCGUCAAAUUCAUCCCGUCUCUCCUCUACUUUGCUCUUUUCAAUCAUGCCUGGAUUGAGAGCAGUUGUUUUUUUUUCUUUUUGAUUUGGCCAUAUUUGCCUUCCCAGUUGAACCUGAAAAUAAUAUAAUGGCUUAUUCAAAAUUCAGAUCAAUAUGAAAAUCCAAUCUGCUUGUUUAAGUUUGCCUUGCUAGACAUUAUGAAUUCACUAACCUUUUAGCUUUGUAGUAUUCACUGGAAAACUCCUCUACUUUGCUCUUUUCAACCAUGCCUGGAUUGACAGCAGUUUUUUUUUUUCUUGAUUUGGUCAUAUUUGCCUUCUCAGUUAAACCUGAAAAUAAUUUAAUCGUUUAUUUAAAAUAAAAGGCAGAUCAAUAUGAAAAUCCAAUCUGUUGGUUUAAGUUUGCCCUGCUAGACAUUAUAAAUUCACUAACCUUUUAGCUUUGAAAAACUUCCACCUUUCUCAGAUAUAAAAAUGGUACAAAUGGCGGAAUGAUAGAACUUGUACUCGUAUAAUAUGUAUAUACCAUCGAAUCAUGAACAUUGAACACUUUUUUUCAAUAAAACCUGAGCCCUGGGAAUAUUUCACUUCAGUGCUUGAAUCUGAAUCAUAUCUAAUGCCGCGUUUGAGAAUCCACAUCGGAUGCAUCUGAGAUGUUGUGAAUUUUUUAUCACGUGGUAGAGAAUUAGAUCUGAAUGUAGAUGUAAUAAACAAACGUUCUAGACUUUAUUUGGUCACGUAAUAAAAUGUCAAUAACAAGUUAGAGGUUUAUACUUAUUAAAUUUGACUUUUGAGACUACAAAUCAACCUAAAUUUAAAAUAUAAACAAAAAUUAAACAAACUAAUCACUUUUAUAUUCAUGCUAGCAUAAACAAAGGAUAAAUUGACAAACAAGGCUUCACAGAACACUUACUUUCUGGCAUGGAAUGAACAUCUCAUUUCAAAUCGAGAUGUAAAAAAUGUAAUCUGAACAGGUACAUCUGGGAUAAACAAACGCAGAUGUAGAUUUAGUAGAUGUGUCCGAUGUGGAUAACAAAACGCUCGAGAUGUAAAAAAUGCAUCCGAUGUGGAUUCUCAAACGCGGCAUUUAUAAAUAAAAAUAAAAAGUCACUUGUCAACAAUGUCACUUUCUUGCAAAAGAACUUCUUCGUUUUUGUCUAUUUGGCCUUCAUUCAAUUGGAUAUUGGGACAAUGCCAUCUUUAAUAAUUAUUUAUAUUAUCUCAUUAUAUAUGUUUUUUGUAUAAUAUAACCAAAUAAUAAUACAAUGCGAAUGUGAAUCCAUGGAAAUAUAGUAAAGCACGUACAAUUGACGUUUUGCGGAUAUCUAUUUCUUGACGUCCAGAGGAUUUACUAAACUGGACAUACUUAAAACGUCCAUAAUAGGUCCCGGACGUACAGACGUUAAAUGGACAUGUAUUGGACGUCCUUAGGACGUCCUGUGCUAUCUGGGUAGCAUUGUUUCAAUGUUGAAAAUUCCUUACUGAGCCUGUCCUGACACCGAAUGUGUGUAAAUAUCAGAUAAAGAAAUUGUUUAUCCAAGGGUAGGUAAUAGGUUUUUCGUUCGUCCCACUGGUGUAGGAAUGAACUACACCAACGGACACUAAACCUUUCGUUUGGCCCGGUGUAAAACCCACUAUACCUUCUUGUCGGCGUUGUGUUGUUCACUGAUGGAUGUUUUCUCCACCAGCUAUUUAGCAGGAGUGAAUUAUUACACUCGACAUGUAUAUAGGGUGUAACUAAAUAAGUGUAAAACAUUUAAGGGGGUGAUUCCUCAUCGAAAAAAAAUAGGAU
Messenger RNA from Psylliodes chrysocephalus, 4181 nucleotides. The record is from the annotation of a GenBank genome assembly. NCBI's taxonomy places the organism in Eukaryota, Metazoa, Arthropoda, Insecta, Coleoptera, Chrysomelidae.